AUGCUGAUCCUACUUUCCAACGUUCUGGCAGAUAACCUGACAUACUUGAUAUUGCUCUUAUACUUGCAUCACCUAGUCCUAAAUGAACUUGAUUCUGGCCAUGUGCCAGUUAUCUCAUCCUUAAAUGCGCAAAUCAAAGCUAAAAACCCAAUCCCAAAAUUAAUCAACGCUCCUUUAAACUAGGAAACCUUUAGGAAAAACUUUGAUGAAAAUCUUAAUAAUCAAAAGCGAUACAGAGACUUAGACGAUAUCAAUAAGAGCAUCGAGCAUAUCGCAGGCACAAUAAAAGUUGCAGUCACCCAAGCGCAGACCAGAAAACAUGCAACUACACCUCAGCCAACCAAUUCCCUCACAAUUGCCGUACAAAAUCCAAUAAAAGAAAAACACAAAACUAGAAGAAUAUGGCAGAGAACUAGAAACAUAGCAAUCAAAAGAAGAUUAAACCAACUGAAUAGGAGAGUAAAGUGGGAACUUGAUAACUUAAGGUAUAAUUCUUAUCGCGCCUACCUUUAAAAGGUAAACCCAAAUGACUCUAGUCUUUGGCUAGCGACAAAAAGAAUCCUAAAGCAACCUAAUCUCAUCCCUCCAUUAAAAAAUGGAAUUGCUAAAUACGACACCAACUAUGAAAAGUCUGAAGAAUUUGCCGAAUACUUUGAAACUUGUUUCACUUCCGAAGACAACACUACACCACAAAGAGAGAGUUCAGAUGAAUCACCGAAUGUAACCAACGAUAAGUACAGCAAUACUAUCAUUCCAACAUAUCCCAAAGAAAUACAACUGAUCAUAUCUAAAUUAAAAAGUAAGAAAAGUCCUGGUCAUGAUCUUAUAACCAACAAAAUAUUAAAAAACCUGACAUUUAAAGCAUUAUCCUAUUUAGCCUCCUUAUUCAACUCAGCCAUGCGCAUCGCUACCUUCCCUUCUACAUGGAAACACGCAAUUAUAGUCACGAUUCACAAACCAGGAAAGCCAGCCAAUUCUCCUACUAGCUACAGGCCGAUCAGUCUACUACCAACACUAUCCAAACUGUACGAAAGGAUACUGNCCAAUUUGGUUUCAAAACCAAACAUUCCACAUGUCACCAAAUCUAGCGCAUAUCUGAAAUAAUUGUACACGGAUUCGAAAAAAAGCAAUACACCACAGCAGCAUUCUUAGACCUAAAACAAGCCUUCGAUAAGGUCUUACACAGUGGGCUUGAACAAAAACUAAAAACAUUAAAUCUCCCUGCAUACUUACUUAAAACUAUCACAUCCUUCAUAUCCAACAGAUCUUUCCAAGUGAGAGUAGAAACAGACUUCUCACAACUGCACCACAUCAAAGCUGGGGUCCCCCAAGGAUCAGUCUUGGGACCAACCCUAUUUAAUAUUUACUGCAACAACUACAACAUUCCAACUCCUCCCAACUCUCAAUUAGCAAUGUUUGCGGACGACACGAUAAUUCUUACUCAAAACAGUUCUUUAGAUUUAGCAAUCCAAAAUAUACAAUCCUCGUUAAACGAAAUAACUUUCUGGUUCAAAAAUUGGAAGUUGAAGCUAAACCUAACUAAAAGUGAGGUUAAAAUUUUUACCCUUAAACGAUAUAACAAUCUCAAAAAUAUUCGCAUAAACAACCAGGUCAUUCCAUGGAAUAAAAAAGACGACGUAGUCAAAUACCAGGGUAUCCACCUAGAUGAAAAACUUACCUGUAACAUACAUAUUAACAAAAAACUCUCACAAGACUAUGCAAGGAUGAGAAUUAUUUACCCCCUACUCAACUAUAAAUCAAGUCAUCAUUCCUCCUACAUACCUCAAUAAUCAGACCACUUUUAACGUAUGCCAUUAUAUUAUUAUAUUAUAUUAUUAUUAUAUUAUUAUAUUUACCAUGUCGUCACCACAUUUUUUAAAUCGUUCUCCGUAGUGUUUUUAACGAAAAAAUAAGGAAGUCGGUAGAUUGCGAUGUACCCAUUUUCAAAAGAUUCCAAAAAGAGUGGGAAAAUAUCGACAAAACGAAAUUUAAAUCAGGUAUUGAAAAUAAAAAAGUAAAUGAAAUCCUCACACCUAUAUUGUUUCUUUUGCUCAAUCAAAACUGAGUGAUGAACGACUAAUGAAAUCACUGACGUGAUGACUAUAGAGUUACUAGAACUUACAUUGUUUUUCCUUGGUCACGGUACUAAACAAUCUUUUCGUUUACCAGCUUUUAACCACGCAAGGUGGAUGGCUAAGACAAUAUAUCGUCUAAAAAUAUAUUUCGCUAUUAGUUUAAAUUAACCAAAACAGAAGAGAAAGAGCUAUGUGAUAUUUCAAUAUUUUUGGUCGUUGCAUAUAUUGAAACAUGGUUUAAUGCAACGUUAGUUUCGACCGCACCUUAUAAUGAUCUAAAUUUUAUUAAAAAACGUAAAACUGUAAAACAAUUGAUGAAAGUAAAUCAAGAGUUUCAUUUAAUAAAUUUAAAAAUCAUUUAUGGUAUUUAAAUCCUGAAUCCGGUCGCUUUAGCUUUUUUUGAUAUUAAUAUAUCAGUUGAAACAAAAAAAAAAAAAAUGGUUCAAAAUCUCAAACUCCGGAAAGAACCACCUGAAAUGAAUAAACGAGUUCUAGUAAAUGACUAAUUUAUUGCGGAUUUUAUUAAAUAUGAAAUUGAAAUUUGUAUAUCAAGUGAAACUAAUGAAUUUUUUAAUAGAUUCAAUUUUGAUAUUAGUUUCCUUCAAAAAGAUCUUUCUACUUGGUCUGUUGACGAAUCUUAUUAAAACGCUUUUGAGGUUGUAAAAAAACAAAAUGUUGUAAAUCAUGCUGCGGAAAGAGGUGUAAAACUCAUUGAAGACUACAACGAUUUGUUAACAAAAAGCAAAGAACAAAAACAAUUAGUACUGCAAGUAGUCAGUGACUAUUAUAGCCAUUAUUCAGACUGCAAAAAAAAUAAUUUUAAUUGUAUAAAUAAGAUUGUUCAAAUAUAAAUAGUAUAUAAAUAGUUAAUAAUAACAACAAAUUGUUUGAUGUAUAUUGAAAUAUUAAGAGUAUAUAAAUUUUAUUAAAAUAUGUUUUAAUUUAAUAUUUAUUACCAUAUUACGAUAUUUUUUUUAUGUAUUUAAUGGUAAAUUACCGUUUUUUAAACAUAUUAUUUAUAAUAUUUAAUAAAUCUGACUGGAGGACAUGGAAGAAACCUCUACGCGGUGUCCUCUAGUAACGGUGCUCACCAAACACCGGCCAAUUCUUCCAAAUUCAGGCGCAACCUAUCCCUCAAUAUAAUAACAAUGCCCAGCGGUCCUAAAAACCCGCGCCUGAAACGGCCCUUUUCAGGGCCAGCGUUGAUGAUCGUAUCGAUAAAUAUCGAAGGUAUUACGAGAGUUAAGGAAGAAAUUCUAUCUGCCAUCUGCAAAUCAACAUCAUGUGACAUUAUGUGCAUCCAAGAGAACCAUCGAGACCAGACUCUUAAUACCCCAAGUAUAUGUGGAAUGAAGCUAGCAGCAAUAAGGCACCAUAGAAAAUAUGGCAGUGCUAUUUUUGUAAAACCUAAUAUAAUCAUUAAAUCAGUAAAAGUAUAUGAACAAAACGACAUUGAAUUCAUCACAGUGCACUUACCGCACAUCUCAGUCUCAUCAAUCUAUAAACCACCAAAUUCCCCUUUCAUAGAUCCCAAUUUCAAAACCGAAGGCAGCUUACAACACAAUCCUAACAUAGUCAUGGGUGAUUUCAACAGCCAAAGUUCAAGUUAGGGCUAUACAGAGAAAAACGAUGAUGGCGAAGUAGUAAAAAUCUGGGCACAAGGUGAAGACAUGGUACUGAUUCACGAUAACAAACUAUCCCCAUCUUUCAAUAGCGGUCGCUGGAAGAUAGGAUACAACCCCAACCUUAUAUUUGUCAGUGAAUCUAUCAGCAAACUCUGUACCAAAAAAAUGGGAGACCCAAUUCCAAAUACACAACAUAGGCCCGUAAUUCGCCAGUUUGAGGCUGUGGUAAGACCCAAUAUUGUCCCAUUCCACAGGAGAUACAAUUUCAUGAAAGCAAAGUAGAACCUUUUCUCGGAAGCCUUCGAUUCAGACAUAGACAAUCUCGAACCACUACCCGAAUACUAUGAAUCCUUUGUAGAGAAAGUAAAACUUAUAUCCCCGAAACACAUACCAAGAGGAUGCAGGACACAUCACAUACCUGGACUAUCAAGCGAGACCAUGGAGAAUUAUAACUCAUAUAUCAAUAUGUUCGAAAAUAACCUUCGAAGAACAAACCAGGAACAAAGGGAAGAGCUCACGAAUGCCAUUGCACAGGAAAAAAGAAAUAAAUGGCAUAAACUUCUGGAUAAAACGGACAUGAAACAUAGUAGUAAAGAAGCGUGGGGCCUUAUUAAAAGGCUAAACAGUGACCCUACUGACGCGAAAGGACUGUCGAACGUCUCUCCCGACCAAAUCGCCCACCAAUUACUAUUAAACAGUAAAACCAAAAAAUCCAAACAGGAAGAUAAACCUACUAAAAGAAUAAUACGAAACAAAGAAAAGGAAAGGAACCACCUCAGCCGGCCUUUCGAUGAGGAUGAAAUGAACAUAGCUAUAGAGACAAUGAAACUUAGGAAAGCAGCCGGGCUAGAUAAUAUUUUUGUCGAACAGAUCCGCAAUUUUGGGCCGAAAGCCAAACAAUGGCUACUCACCCUGUAUAACGAAAUAAGAAACCGGAAAAUCAUCCCUAAAAUAUGGAGGAUAACUAAAAUUAUAGCCUUACUAAAACCAGGGAAAGAUAAGGAUGACCCAAAGAACUAUUGCCCAAUAUCCCUUCUGUGCCACACAUACAAACUUUUUGAAAGAAUGCUGCUUAACCGCCUAGUACCCUUUGUGGAAAGUACACUAAUUAAAGAACAAGCUGGCUUCCGACCAGGAAAAUCAUGUACAGGGCAGAUCCUCAAUCUAACACAAAAAAUCGAGAAUGGUUUUGAAAACAAGAAAAUCAUAGGCACGUCGCUCGUAGAUCUAACGGCGGCAUACGACACGGUAAACCACAGACUAAUGCUAAAGAAACUAUAUGAUACCACUAUGGAUUACGAGUUUGUAAGAAUUUUCGAAGCCCUUCUAAGUAACAGAAGAUUUUUCGUAAAUCAUCAAGGCAAGAAUAGUAGGUGGAGAAUCUUCAAAAAUGGUCUCCCUCAAGGAAGUGUGCUAGCCCCUACUAUGUUUAACAUCUACACAAACGAUCAACCAAUAUCCACAGAUAGCGAC
Messenger RNA from Cinara cedri, 5173 nucleotides. The record is from the annotation of a GenBank genome assembly. Lineage: Eukaryota; Metazoa; Arthropoda; Insecta; Hemiptera; Aphididae.